This is a messenger RNA of Branchiostoma belcheri (Belcher's lancelet), 1233 nucleotides long. Its product is annotated as leucine-rich repeat-containing protein 15-like. The transcript has 5 exons. Gene Ontology annotation, molecular function: protein binding. Lineage: Eukaryota; Metazoa; Chordata; Leptocardii; Amphioxiformes; Branchiostomatidae. The coding region runs from base 1 to 1233 and encodes 410 amino acids. The record is from RefSeq and is a predicted model, not a curated record.
AUGACGUUGGGCAAAGAGUGUGAUGUGAAUGCCCCGCGAGGGAUAAACUCGCUCAACCAACAAACUAUGUCCAACAAAGCGAGGAGGAUGCUGGUUCUUCUGCUGAUCAUCCUGAAGGAAGCUGGGAUGACCGCAGCCUGCAGCAGCAGCUGUUCAUCAGACUGUGACUGCAGCAACAGAGGCCUCACCAGUGUUCCUCUGGGACUUGGUAAUCUGCGGACCUUGUAUCUUCACAAUAACCAGUUAACAAGUCUGCCAGCUGGCAUAUUUGCGGGACUUGGUAAUCUGCAGAACUUGUAUCUUUACUCUAACCAGUUAACUAGCCUGCCAGCUGACAUAUUUGAGGGACUUGGUAAUCUGCAGCUCUUGUAUCUUGACUAUAACAAGUUAACAAGCCUGCCAGCUGGCAUAUUUGAUGGACUCGGUAACUUAGAGAGGCUUUACCUAUACAGUAAUAACAUCCACAGUAUUGAGGCAGGCACAUUCAAUGACACACCAAAGCUACGUGAUCUAGGACUUAAGCACAACAGCAUCAGCACUUUCCCUGUAGAGGCCUUAUCAAACUUGAAUAUUUCAGCGCUGUCAGAGCUUACAUUAGAUUCUAACGAAUUAGAGACCCUACCACUCAUGGCAUAUGACAUACUGGCUUCCAUUUCAACAGUCAACAUUGGCAACAACCCCUGGCAGUGUGACUGUAGGAUGGCUCCCUUUAAGCAGAGAAUGAGCGGGUCUUACCCAUUUGAAGACCAGAUCAGAUGUGCCGGACCUGCUAACCUUGCAGGGCAACUCUUACGGGAUGUUACGUUAAAUCCUGAAGACUCAAUCUAUGAGGACCCUGACACAGCAGAGUACAACACCAUAGAUGAUGUCAAUCAGUCAGAAACUCACAGUGAUAGUCUGUCCCUAAGUUCACAGCCAGGCUCAGGGCAAAUUCAGCAUCUCGGCAGCUUUAACGAUGGUUACAAGGUUCCCUCUCCCUCCCUGUACCCUGGAGAAGGUCCACAGUCCCACAAAUAUAUGAACAGCCAGGUGACAGCAGCUGCUAAAGAUGCUGCAGCUGGUCCACAGGUUAUUGUGUAUGAGAAUAAUGAUGAGUUAGUUGAUAAUCAAUCACAGACAGCAGCUGCCCCUGGUGCUGACAGCCCUCACCACUAUGAACCCCUGAAGAACCCCAGCAGUCAGCAGCAGCACACAUACACAUCCCUGCUGACCCAUGGUUCACAACACAAUUAG